AUGGAGGGCGCGGCGCAGUCCGUUGUGAGCAAUGUUGGGCAGCUGGUGGCCAAAGAGUUCUGGCUGCUCCGCGGCGUCGGCAGCGAGGUCGUUGAGCUGAGGGACGAGCUGGCAACCAUGAACGCCCUCCUCCUUAUGCAGUCUGAAGCCGGUGAGGGUGGAGUGGACCACGUCGUCAGGGAGUGGAUGAAGCAGGUGCGGGAGCUCGCAUGUGACGCCGACGACUGCGUCGAUCUCUACAUAUUCCGCAUCAAGCGCCGUCCCAGCGACGGCUUCCUCGUCAAGUCCAAGCGCCUGCUUGCGACCCUUUUUCCUCGCCGUCUGCUCGCCGGUGACAUCAGAGCCCUCCGCUCCCGAGCUAUAGCCAUUAGCGAGCGCCAUGCUCGUUACAGCUCUAGCCGAACGGUAUACCUCUCUCAGCUUGCCCCUGACCCGGCAGUGACGGACCUGUCCACACAAAGGCUUCGCCCUGGCCGUGCCGACGCCAACGACCCUGAUGAUUUCGUGGGCGUUGAAGAGCUCAACACAGUGAUCGACAUGGUGGAAGGCGAAAAGGAUGACGGCAAGCUUAAGGUUUUCUCCAUCGUUGGGCUCGGAGGGCUCGGCAAAACUACGCUCGCCUUUGAAGUUUGCCGGCAGGUGAAGACCAAGUUCCAGUGCCAAGCGCAGGUGUCCGUGUCUCGGGCGUUUGACAGCAGCAAGGACCUGCGGGGGUUGCUGAAACGCGUGCUUCAGCAGAUUUUGCAGGUGAAUGAUAAAGGCAUCGAGACGGAGAAAGUGUAUUCCGUGGGUAACAUCGACGCAAUGGAUGUGGAGAUGCUGACCAAGAAACUCAAGGAACAUCUCCAGGGCAAGAGGUACCUCAUUGUGCUUGAUGAUGUAUCGACAGUAGCUGUGUGGGCUGCAAUCCGGUCCAAAUUGCCAGAAAGCACAUGCGGCAGCAUAAUUAUUGUGACAACUCAGUUAGAUAGUGUGGCGCAAGCAUGCAGUGGAGCAAGUGUAUGUGAAGACCACAUAUACCAUAUGAAGCCGCUCAACCGUGAAGACUCGGAGAAGCUUUAUGUGAGGAGAGUACUUGGUAUCAUGGAAGGUGGGCCCAGGGGAGACUCUAUCCACAAUUAUCUCAACGAUGAAAUUAACCAAAUGUUGAGGAGAUGUGGGGGGCAUCCGUUAGCCAUUGUUUGCAUUGGAGGCCUUUGGGCAAGCCAUAGUUGGCGCGAUUCCACAGUUAUGUGGGGAGACAUUUGUAGAUCAAUCGGUUCAUCCAUGGAUACCUACCCAACCCCUGCUGUAACAAGGAAGAUCGCCGUGCUUAGCUUCAAUUACCUGUCUCGUGAGCUCAAGCGUUGCAUGAUGUAUCUUAGCAUUUUCCCGGAGGAUUAUCUAAUCAGCAAAAUCCGGCUCUUGAAAAGAUGGAUUGUAGAAGGACUGAUACCUGAGAAGCAGGGGCUUACUUUGAUGGAGACUGCUGAGGCCUACUACAAUGAGCUGGUGAAUAGGGGCAUGAUUGACCAAGCUGGCUGUAUAGUUACCUACUGUAAUAGGGUGGAUAUGUGUAGGGUGCAUGACAUUAUGCUUGAUGUUAUGGUGUCCAAAUCCCUAGAAGCUAACUUUGUUAGCUUGGUGGGCACUCAGUAUGACGGGAUGUCAUACGAUAUUGUUCGCCGUCUCUCCAUUCAUGGUGCAGAUGGGGGGAACCAAUACUAUCGAUCCAGGAAAAUGGUGAAUGGAAUUGAGGGGAUGAACGUGCAGCAUGUCCGAUCACUGAGCACAUUCCGGUCUGAAGGCCACAAGUUGCUGCUAGACCAGCUAGGGAUGUUCAAGCUGCUGAGGGUACUUGAUCUGGAAGACUGCAAGGACCUAAAAAACAAGCAUUUAAGGUACAUUUGCAAGAUGUACCUUCUUAAGUUCUUGAGCUUGAGGGGUACAGAUGUCAGUAUGAUGCCUCGCGAAGUCUGUGAUCUAGAGCAUUUGCAAAUACUUGAUGUCGGUGACACUCUCCUCGACACACUUCCCAAGACUAUGAUAAAGCUGAUCAAACUUGAGCGACUGAUGUUCUCCAACAGAGAAAGGCUGUUGACCCUAUGGAUACUGCCCAAAGGAAUCUCAAAGAUGAAGGCAUUGCGUGAAGUGAGUAGAGUAGCCAUAGAAAAUAUUGAGGUUGCCAUAGAGAUCGGUGAUCUACAACAACUGGAACAGAUAUUUGUUUAUGUCAACACAAAUGUCCACAACAAUGACAUGGACUAUCAUCCCCUGCUGGAUCUUGACAUGCCACCACAGCUUUUGCGGUACCUUAGCUUUGGUGGAUUUAUUCCUCGGAUUCCCGACUGGGUCGGUUCACUUGCAUUUCUUGCCGAGUUCACUAUUUCAGGCACAAAACUUGUUGGCAACCAACCAUUUGAGGUCCUUUGUAAAGCUCGAAACCUGAAUCACAUCACAUUUCAGAUGGAUUUUUACAUUGACAGAGAUCUGGUUGCAUGCAGUGCCCACAAGUUUUCUUCGCUCAAGAGCGUAAGAGUCAUCGCUGCUGCUGAAACUCCUGAAAUGUUCAGUUUUGAGGAAGACUCCAUGACACCUCUCGAGAUACUUGAGGUGGACUUCGGAGACUGGCAGAAGAGCAUUGCUGGGAUCGAGCACUUGAAGAACCUUAAACUGGUGCGACUCAGUGGUAGCAGCAAUAAUGCUUCACUGAUGGAAGUAGCGGAAAAGCUGAAAGAAGAGAGUGACAGACGAGGCAAGUCCGACGACAACAAUCAGCGCCCCUUCACGGUUGGAGUGAGAUACAACUGA
Messenger RNA from Triticum aestivum (bread wheat), 2790 nucleotides. RefSeq names its product disease resistance protein Pik-2-like. Gene Ontology annotation, biological process: defense response to other organism. The record is from RefSeq and is a predicted model, not a curated record. The transcript is spliced from 3 exons. Lineage: Eukaryota; Viridiplantae; Streptophyta; Magnoliopsida; Poales; Poaceae. Gene Ontology annotation, molecular function: ADP binding. Bases 1 to 2790 code for a protein of 929 amino acids.